GUAAACUGGUCAUGAACCUUCCAAGAGCUUUGCCUCCUCCACCCGAGCCAAGCAUCGACAGACAUCUCACUCACCUGACCGGCUCAUGGCUUGAUUUCCCACAACGGCCAGAAACUGAAUCUAGUAGCAUUCUGAUCCCGCAUCAUCGAGUUUUUGCAACAAUGCUCCCCCACGUGGACGCGGCCAUCCUCGAAGCUCUAGGUCUUGAAGCAACCAGCUCCAAGUUAGUGUCUCACGGAGGAUCCGGCUUUUCCUCCACCCACAAGUUGGUGGCUACCAAAGAUGGCCAGGAGUUCACCUUCUUCGUCAAGACGGGCUCCGGGCCUGAAGCCGAGAUCAUGUUUCGAGGCGAACACGCCUCGCUGAACGCGCUCAACGCCGCCGACCCCUCCCUCCGCCUCGCCCCCCGCUCCUAUGCACAUGGAGCACUGCGCUCCUCCCCGGGCAAGUUCUUCCUCGUCACCGACUUUCUCGACUUCAACUCGUCCGCCUCGAACGGCACGGGCCUGUCGCUCGCUGCCAAGCUCGCCAAGCUCCACACGACGCCCGCGCCCAUCCCCAAGGGCUUCUCCAAGCCCAUGUACGGGUUCCCCGUGCCGACCUGCUGCGGCGCCACCAAGCAAGACAACACCUGGACCGAGUCGUGGGCCGAGUUCUACGCCGAGCACCGGCUGCGGGCCAUACUCCGAGAAGGGGUCCGGCAGAACGGACAGGACAAGGAGCUCAGCGAGGCCGUGGAAAAAGUGGCGGCCGUGGUCGUGCCGCGGCUGCUCGGAGAUGGGCAUCUGAAGGGCGUCAUGCCCGUCGUCGUGCACGGGGACUUGUGGAGCGGUAACCACGGCCGGGCAAAGAUCGGCCAGACAGGCGGGGUUGAGGAGGUCGUGUUCGACCCGUCGUGCGUGUACGGACACUCGGAGUAUGAACUGGGCAUCAUGCGCAUGUUUGGCGGCUUUGGAAGCAGGUUCUGGAAGGAAUACGAGAGCCUCGUCCCCAAGGCCGAGCCCAAGGAGGAGUGGGAUGACAGGAUCUCCUUGUACGAGCUAUACCACCAUCUCAACCACUAUGCGCUGUUUGGCGGAGGAUAUCGCAGUGGCGCCAUGUUCAUCAUGCGGAAACUCAUCUCCAAAUACGGAGGUGGUUCCGGCUAAGUUGUGAGAUGAGGAAGCCGCUUCAGAGACGACUAACCAUAUGUUAUAGCAACGAUAAAUAAUGAGCACAAUACGACAUUUGGACGAUAUUAUGUCAUGGUGUGGCUGAGUCUUGAUAAUUAAUAGGUACCUUGUGAAUCUAACUGGCGAUUUAAACCUGGUAGUCACAGCUUGUUCCGCUUUAAUUAGGUAGCGGUUCUUUUGUCA
Molecule: messenger RNA, 1355 nt
Organism: Thermothelomyces thermophilus ATCC 42464
Lineage: Eukaryota; Fungi; Ascomycota; Sordariomycetes; Sordariales; Chaetomiaceae
Exons: 4
Coding region: 162-1148 (328 amino acids)
Source: RefSeq, a predicted model, not a curated record